AGCGCAGAGGAGGCGUGUCUCGGAGAAAGCGGUAGUAGUACGACAUCCGUCGGUGUGUCAGACGCGGAUUCUCCAGAAGUUUUGCGCCCAGUCUAGUCAUCUCGCAGCGGAGGAUCAAAUCUGCGCGAAACCCCGACAGUUUACGGUUCUUCUGGGUAAUGGAACUGGAUCAAAUGGACGAAAAUGACUGGAAAUAUCACGGGGAGGGCAACAAGAGCUUGGUUGUGUCGCAUUCGCAGCAUUGCCGAGUUCUGCGUCUGUUGAAGUGUCCUUCUGAAGAUUCCACGCAUACACGACAGACUGCAGAACAAGCUUUUCGACACAUCCUCAACAUUGUGGAUUAUAGUAAAUAUGUCAUGAAGCCUUUACUUGGGGAGAAAUAUGUUCACAGCGGAGAGGCCGUCAAACUACCGCUGGACUUUGUGAGACAGCUGUCACUGAAAGUUCAGCAAGAACGACCUGAACUGCGCUGUGACAAGGUCAUUGACACGUUCAGUGGGUGUGGCUUAUGUCUGCCCAACCUCACCCAGCUCCACCGCCUCACAGACCACAGACCGCCUAUUUGUGUGGAGAUUAAGCCAAAAUGUGGAUUUCUACCCUGUUCUAGACACAUUACCAAGGAAUGCAAGCGCAAAAUAUGCAGAUUCUGCAUGCAUCAGCAUCUCAAGUUAGCCAAUGGAAAAUGGAAGCGAAUCAGCAGAUAUUGCCCCCUGGAUCUCUUCUCCGGGAGCAAACAGCGAAUGUACGUUGCAAUGAAGAACUUGUUAGAGGAACCUCAAAACAACUUGAAAAUCUUUAAGGGUGGAGAGUUGAUAUUUGGCUGUAAAGACGACGCCAAGCUGCAGCCCGACAUAAACGAUCUCAUUCAGCACCUUCGGCCUUAUUUCCCUCACAGUAACAGCCUUUAUAACGGUCACCAGCCUGGCAAAGCCAUCCUCAAUGAGUUCAUCCAAGUGAUCUGCUCCGCCCUGCUGAGCAGCGGGGACUCGAAUCGCUCGGGAGAACUGAGAAAGACACACCUGUCCGACAGCAGACCACACUGUGAGGCCAGUCCCUUCCCUAGAGAUCUGCUCCGCAACGGUAACCACGGCCUCCCAAAAGAUAGCGUUCUUGCAAAAAUCCUUCAAGUUCAGAUGCUGGAUAACCUUGAUAUCGAAGGAGUCAACCCACUGUACAAACGAGUGGAACAAUAUCUGGAAGAGUUCCCUAAAGAGAGAAACAGACUGCAGAUUGACGGCCCUUAUAAUGAGAGUUUAAUGGACAAAGUUAAAAACUGUCCCACUGAGGAUGACGGCUCUGUAGAAUAUGCAGCUGGGAAGGUUCAUCAAUAUAGAGUUGCAAUGACUGCCAAAGACUGCUCCAUUAUGAUAACGUUUGCACCUUGUGGGGAAGACGAGGAACACCAACCCAAUAUGGACAUCCAACCUGCGAAGCCUCGUUUUACGUAUUCGGUCUCCAUCCUGGAUUUGGACCCCAAGCCGUAUGAAGGCAUCCCUCACCAGUUCAAGCUGGACACCAAAAUCAUCAACUACUACUUGCGUAACACGCAGGCUCCACCCCCCUCCAGCCUAUAUAAAGAGAGGCAGGAGUGCACGCUGCUCUUCCACGCUGUAUGAUACACCUCCAAGACUGCUGCUUUUCAAUCAAGCGUCGGAAACGCGUAGAAGUGAAGUUGAAGUUGAAACCGAGAUACUGUUUUGUUUUUUGUUUUCUAGGUUAUUUUUAUUUUUUAGGUGUUUGCCCUCCCUGUGUUAAUGGCUCCAGCUUUGUUGUUCUGGAACGAGACAGUUGGCAGGUUCAUAGUUGUUGCCGAGGUGACCUGAUGUUUUUUUUGUGGGGGAUGUUCUCACAGGGGCUGGUCUCCCAAAGCACAGCGUACCUGAAAGAGUCACUCUUUGACUUUAGUAGGGAGGACAGUGUUUGUGUGUUUCUCGCACAUACGGCAGUGCUACUGUGGUAUUCGAGUGCCAAAAGUGGCUUACAGUGUUUUUUUCUUAAUUCAUGUUUUACAGUGCAUCAGCUUGGCCGUGUUGUCAUUUUUGCACGGGAAGUUUGGGCUUCUGAGUACUUUAGUUUAAAGGGACAGUUCACCCAGAAAUGAAUGUUUACUCAUUCUGUCCGAUAUUUUCCACACCAUGUAUGGAAAUGGGGACUGGCGCUGUCAAGCACCAAAAUGACAAAAGAAAUAGUUUUUCACUGUAAAACCUUUUUUUUUGGGGGGGGGGGCGCAUUGGAAAGAAACUUUUAAGUCAGAUCUUUUCAAUGAAUCGUUGAAUCCGGUUAAGAAAUUGGUCAAAAUGGUUUGAUCAAAACUCACUGAUUCAGUUAUCUGUUAAUUGCCCACUAGAGGAGAAGAUUUAUCAUAGAUUAGCAUAUGACUUUAGAAAAGUUGGAUGAAAACGCACAAUUGACCACUUUUGUGAUACUUUAUUGGUGCUAUUUUUGUCAUUUUGGAGCUUGACAGCCACCGUACCCAUUUACUUUCCUUGUAUUGAAAAGAGUGGCCAGAGUAUUCAUAAAAAUGUCAUCUCUUGUGUUUGUUAGGGUGAGUAAAUAAUAACAGGACUUUCUUUUUUGGGAGAACUAUCCAUUUAAAUUGGGCCACAUCCAAGUUUAAACCUCCAUUUCAGUCUCCUAAUGUCGUGUAUCCAGUGUGGAUGAGAUGCAUAGAUGUAGCAAGAUCGAUGCGUUUUCUGACGAAAACGUAUUAGUGUGGGCGUGGCCUUAGACGACUGCUCUUUUACAUUCUUAUAGCUCAUGAAACGACUGAACAUGGCGAUCUAGGAUUUAUACUGACAAUCACAAACCUGUUGCAUGCUAGUGAAUGCGGUUACGCUAACAUUGUCACUACUUGUACGAUUAUAUUAUAGAACCGUCUAACGAUAUUACUCGCUAAUGGAGUAUUACUGUAACAUGCACUUGGCUAGCGUAAUCGUUUCCCGCCAUAUACAAAUCGAAGUGUCUUAAAGCUAAUCCAUCAUCUAAAUGCAUUCAACAACAGCAUUUUCCCCUAAAAUUGCUCGCCUUUAUUACCCAUCAUCUUGUUUUCAAUACAUUUUACAACAGCUGCGUUUGUCCCAAGUUUUAUUCCAUGUUAUUGUUCACGGAGACAUUCAUUCAUCAAAGAUGGACAACCCAGUUUUGUUAGCCGUUAGACAAGCCAGCACGUUUUCAAUAGUGCAAAGUGUCUUUUCAGAGCUUAAGUAUAUUUCCAUGCCACAGAAAUGGCACUGCUGAUUUGACUUUGUCAUUUUGCAUAGCACAGUUUCCAUCACUCGUGUCCAAGUUUGGCACCUUCAACUGAAAAGAAACCAUAGCGUGACCGUUCACACCUAUUUCACUGUGCAACUUUUAACACUAAAAAUGGCACCAUGAUGCCAUUCCCAUUCAUGGGGAGUAUUACGCUUACAAAAUACUGUGGCGUAAGCUCCAUUCUUUUGAGUCUGAGUUUGCAGAUUGGAUGGUCUUAUGAUUCUGUUUACCUCUUUUAAGGGAAUAGUUCAUGUAAAAAAGAUGUAAUUAAUUUCUCAUCCUCAUGUGAUUUUAUACCCCUUUGAAUACAAAAGAUGGCUUGAAGAAUGACCAUAUUGCACGGCAAAGUCGUAUGAACUGCUUUUAUGGUGCUUUUAUAAUACGAUUUUGUUGCUUGACAGGACAUGGUUACUUUUUUGUAAUCCACUGACAAAAUAACAGCAUAUACUGUAGGUUUGUAACGACACGUAGGACUGAAUAUUUAUGCAAUUUGUAUUUUUAAGUGAGCUAUUCCUUUAACUUGGUGUCGACUGCAUUGUCAAUGCUGUUAGCAUCAGGCGAAUAGUGUUUUACAUGAUUCAAAAUUGCCAAAGUGUGUUCACACUCCCCUUUUGUCUUUGUAUAAUUUUGAUCUGGUGUCAAAAGAAGAAUUGUACGCCUUAUAUUGAGAAAAUAUACUUUCAUUUUUUUAAUCGAUUGCGUUUAUCUGGCAUGUUGCUCAGUUUUGAAGCGUUACCCUGCUGUAUGAUGAAUGCACACUACAACAAAAUAAUCAUCUUAAGUAGUUUUGUUGUGUAUUCCAGUAAAAAUAUCUAUUAUUCUAUUUUUGGUAACUAUUAAAUCUUUAAUAGUUGUUACAUUUAUGCUUAAAACAAGACAAAACUAGGGGUACAAAAAAAAAUUAAAGACUUUUCUCUGGAAACAUGUCUUAUUAUAUUACAACUUUGCUUCUCAAGAAAGUGUAUCAUGUUUUUAAGGAUGUUAAGAUUUUUACUGGGAAAAAAAAAACGAUAAAAUAUGGGUUAAGAAUGGUUUUCUUUCUUAGCAGUGUGUAUUUUCUCCAAACCAAAGUUUUCAACUUUGGAAAAUAAGCAGCUCUAUCAAUGUAUAUUUCACUUGGCCUUUGUUUAAAAACCUCUUUCCCCCCUUUGAACCGAUACGAAACCAGAAGUUAUUAAUCAGAGGUGGCGACUGUGUUACUCUGAUAAACUGAAGAUCUGUAAUCACUAUCUAGGUAGGAAUGGACAUUAAUUGUAAACAAUGAAAAUCACAGUCUUUGUGAUGGGAUCUAAUGUUAAAAUGUAACUAUUUGAAAGUACAAAGUGGAUUUUGCUGUCAGACAUUUUGUAUUUUAAAUUAUUUAUUUUUCUAGCUCUUGUCUAAUGAUGUAUAUCUCCAAAACGUGUGGGCAUAUCAUGCGUAAAAUGAUUGAUAGGUACAGGUGGUAUAAAUAUAUAGUUCCUAACGGGUGAUUGCACAGGUGUUUGUAUCAAAUAAAAUGAUUAGAUAUGAA
This is a messenger RNA of Xyrauchen texanus (razorback sucker), 4765 nucleotides long. Its product is annotated as inositol-pentakisphosphate 2-kinase-like. Bases 159 to 1616 code for a protein of 485 amino acids. Lineage: Eukaryota; Metazoa; Chordata; Actinopteri; Cypriniformes; Catostomidae. Gene Ontology annotation, cellular component: nucleus. The record is from RefSeq and is a predicted model, not a curated record. Gene Ontology annotation, biological process: inositol phosphate biosynthetic process. Gene Ontology annotation, molecular function: ATP binding; inositol-1,3,4,5,6-pentakisphosphate 2-kinase activity. The transcript has 13 exons.